AUGACCCCGCCCCAUUCUCUCGCUUACAAUCACCCCGCCCCAUUCUCCCGCUUUCCAUCACCCCACCCCAUUCUCCCUCCUUCCAUCACCCCGGCCCAUUCUCCCGCUUUCCAUCACCCCGCCCCAUUCUCCCGCUUUCCAUCACCCCGCCCCAUUCUCCCGCUUUCCAUCGCCCUGCCUAUUUCACCGUCCUUCCGUCACCCCGGCCCAUUCUCCGGCUUUCCAUCACCCCGCCCCAUUCUCCCGCUUUCCAUCACCCCGCCCCAUUCUCCCGCUUUCCAUCGCCCCGCCCAUUUCUCCGUCCUUCCAUCACCCUGCCAAAUUCUCCCUCCUUCCAUCAUCCCCCCCAUUCAACCACUUUUCAUCACCCCGCCCCAUACUCCCACUUUCCAUCACCCCGCCCCAUUCUCCCGCUUUCUAUCACCCCGGCCCAUUUUCCCGCUUUCCAUCACCCCGCCCAUUCUCCUGCUUUCCUUCACCCCGCCCCAUUCUCCCGCUUUCCAUCACCCAGCCCCAUUCUCCCGCUUUCCAUCACCCCGCCCCAUUCUCCUUUUUCCAUCACCCCGCCCCAUUUUCCCGCUUUCCAUCACCCCGCCCCAUUCUCCCGCUUUCCAUCACUCCACCCAUUCUCCUGCUUUCCUUCACCCCGCCCCAUUCUCCCGCUCUCCAUCACCCCGCCCCAUUCGCCCGCUUUCCAUCACCCCGCCCCAUUCUCCCGCUUUCCAUCACCCCGCCCCAUUCUUCCGCUUUCCAUCACCCCACCCCAUUCUCCCACUUUCCAUCACGCUGCCCCAUUCUCCCGCUUUCCAUCACCCCGCCCCAUUCUCCGGCUUUCCAUCACCCCGCCCCAUUCUCCCUCCUUCCAUCACCUCGCCCCAUUCUCCCGCUUUCCAUCACCCUGCCCCAUUCUCCCACUUUCCAUCACCCCGCCCCAUUCUCCCGCUUUCCAUCACCCCGCUCCAUUCUCCCGCUUUCCAUCACCCCGCACCAUUCUCCCGCUUUCCAUCAACCCGCCCCAUUCUCCCGCUUUCCAUCGCCCCGCCCCAUUCUCCCGCUUUCCAUCACCCCACCCCAAUCUCCCGCUUUCCAUUACCCCGCCCCAUUCUACCACUUUCCAUCACCCCGCACCAUUCUUCCGCUUUCGAUUGCCCCGCGCCAUUCUCCCUCCUUCCAUCAUCCCGCCCAAUUCUCCCUCCUUCCAUCACCCCGCCCCAUUCUCCCGCUUUCUAUCACCCCGCCCCAUUCUCCCGCUUUCCAUCACCUGCCCCAUUCUCCCGCUUUCCAUCACCCUGCCCCAUUCUCCCGCUUUCCAUCACCCCGCCCCAUUCUCUCACUGUCCAUCACCCCACCCCAUUCUCCUGCUUCCCAUCACCCCUCCCCAUUCUCCCGCAUUCCAUCACCCCGCCCCAUUCUCCCACUUUCCAUCACCCCGCCCCAUUCUCCCGCUUUCCAUCACCCCGCCCCAUUCUCUCGCUUUCAAUCACCCCGCCCCAUUCUCCCGCUUUCCAUCACCCCACCCCAUUUUCCCGCUUUCCAUUACCCCGCCUUAUUCUCCCGCUUUCCAUCACCCCGCCCCAAUCCCACGCUUUCAAUUACCCCGCCCCAUUCUACCGCUUUCCAUCACCCCGCCCCAUUCUCUCGCUUUCCAUCACCCCGCCCCAUUCUCCCUCCUUUCAUCACCCUGCCCGAUUCUCCCUCCUUCCAUCAACCCGCCCCAUUCUCCCACUUUCCAUCACCCCGCCCCAUUCUCCCGCUUUCCAUCACCCUGCCCCAUUCUCCCACUUUCCAUCACCCCGCCCCAUUCUCUCACUGUCCAUCACCCCACCCCAUUCUCCUGCUUCCCAUCACCCCUCCCCAUUCUCCCGCAUUCCAUCACCCCGCUCCAUUCUCCCACUUUCUAUCACCCCGCCCCAUUCUCCCGCUUUCCAUCACCCCGCCCCAUUCUCUCGCUUUCAAUCACCCCGCCCCAUUCUCCCGCUUUCCAUCACCCCACCCCAUUCUCCCGCUUUCCAUUACCCCGCCCCAUUCUCCCGCUUUCCAUCACCCCGCCCCAUUCUCCCGCUUUCCAUCUCCCCGCCCCAUUCUCCCGCUUUCCAUCACCCCGCCCCGUUCGCGCUCUUUCCAUCACCCUUCCCCAUUCUCCCUCCUUCCAUCACCCUGCCCCAUUCACCCUCCUUCCACCACCAAGCCCCAUUCUCCCGCUUUCCAUCACCCUGCCCCAUUCUCUUGCUUUCCAUCACCCCGCCCCAUUCCCCAGCUUUUCAUCGCCCCGCCCCAUUCUCCCUCCUUCCAUCACCCUCAUUGCAUCACCCCGCCCAAUUCUCCCUCCUUCCAUCACCCCACCCCAUUCAACCACUUUCCAUCACCCUGCCCCAUACUCCCACUUUCCAACACCCCGCCCCAUUCUCCCGCUUUCCAUCACCCCGCCCCAUUCUCCCGCCAUCCGGUGCCCCGCCCUAUUCUCCCUCCUUCUAUCACCCCGCCCCGUUUUUUUACUUUCCAUCACCCCGCCCAUUCGCAUGCUUUCCUUCAAUCCCGCCCCAUUCUCCCGCUUUCCAUCACCCCGCCCCAUUCUCCCACCUUCCAUCACCCCGCCCCAUUCUCCCGCUUUCCAUCACCCCGCCCCAUUUUCCCGCUUUCCAUCACCCCGCCCCAUUCUCCCGCUUUCCAUCACCCCGCCCCAUUCUAUCGCUUCCCAUCACCCCGCCCCAUUCUCCAGCUUUCCAUCACCCCGCCCCAUUCUCCCGCCAUCCAAUGCCCCGCCCCAUUCUCCCUUCUUCUAUCACCCCGCCCCAUUCUCCCGCUUUCUAUCACCCCGCCCCAUUCUCCCACUUUCCAUCACCCCGCCCAUUCUCCUGCUUUCCAUCACCCUGUCCCAUUCUCCCGCUAUCCAUCACCCCGCCCCAUUCUCCCGCUUUCCAUCACCCUGCCCCAUUCUCCUACCUUCUAUCACCCCACCCCAUUCUCCCUUCUUCCAUCACCCCACCCCAUUCUCCCGAUUUCCAUCACCCCGCCCCAUUCUCCCGCUUUCGAUCACCCCACAUCAUUCUCCCGUUUUCCAUCACCCCGCCCCAUUCUCCCGCUAUCCAUCAUCCCGCCCCAUUCUCCCGCUUUCCAUCACCCUGCCCCAUUCAUCCGCUUUCCAUCACCCCACCCCAUUCUCCCGCUUUCCAUCACCCCGCCCCAUUCUCCCGCUUUCCAUCACCCCGCCCCAUUCUCCCGCUUUCCAUCACCCCGCUCCAUUCUCCCGCUUUCCAUCACCCCGCCCCAUUCUCCCGCUUUCCAUUACCCCGCCCCAUUCUCCCGCUUUCCAUCACCCCGCCCCAUUCUCCCGCUUUUCAUAACCCCGCCCCUUUCGACUGCUUUCAAUCACCCCACCCCAUUCUCCCGCUUUCCAUCACCCCACCCCAUUCUGCCUCCUUCAAUCACCCUGCCCAAUUUUCCCUCCUUCCAUCACCCCGCCCCAUUCUCCCACUAUCCAUCAACCCGCCCCAUUCUCCCGCUUUUGAUCACCCCGCCCCAUUCUCCCGCUUUCCAUCACCUCUCCCCAUUCUCCCGCUUUCCAUCACCCCGCCCCAUUCUCCCGCUUUCCAUCACCCCGCCCCAUUCUCCCUCCUUCCAUCACCCCGCCCCAUUCACCCUCCUUCCAUCACCACGCCCCAUUCUCCCGCCAUCCAGUGCCCCGCCCGAUUCUCCCUCCUUCUAUCACCCCGCCCCAAUCUCCCGCUUUCUAUCAACCCGCCCAUUCUCCCGCUUUUCAUCACCCCGCCCCAUUCUCCCGCUUUCCAUCACCCCGCCCCAUUCUCCCGCUUUCCAUCACCAUACUUUAUUCUUCCAUUUUCGAUCACCCCGCUCCAUUCUCCUGCUAUCAAUAAUCCCACCCCAUUCUCCCGCUUUCCAUCAUCAUGCCCCAUUCAUCCGCUUUCCAUCACCCCACCCUAUUCUCCCGCUUUCCGUCACCCCGCCCCAUUCUCCCGCUUUCUAUCAACCCGCCCCAUUCUCCUGCUUUCCGUCACCCCGCCCCAUUCUCCCGCUUUCCAUCUCCCCGCCCCAUUCUCCCGCUUUCCAUCACCCUGCCCCAUUCUCCCGCUUUCCACCACUCCACCCCAUUCUCCCGCUUUCCAUUACCCCUCCCCAUUCUCCCACUUUCCAUCACCCCGCCUCAUUCUCGUGCUUUCAAUCACCCCGCCCCAUUCUCCCGCUUUCCAUCACCCCGCCCCAUUCUUCCGCCAUCCGGUGCCCCGCCCCAUUCUCCCUCCUUCUAUCACCCCGCCCCAUUUUUUUACUUUCCAUCACCCCGCCCAUUCGCAUGCUUUCCUUCACCCCGCCCCAUUCUCCCGCUUUCCAUCACCCCGCCCCAUUCUCCCACCUUCCAUCACCCCGCCCCAUUCUCCCGCUUUCCAUCACCCCGCCCCAUUUUCCCGCUUUCCAUCACCCCGCCCCAUUCUCCCGCUUUCCAUCACCCUGCCCCAUUCUCUUGCUUCCCAUCACCCCGCCCCAUUCUCCAGCUUUCCAUCACCCCGCCCCAUUCUCCCGAUUUCCGUCACCCCGCCCCUUUCUCCCUCUUUCCAUUACCCCGCCCCAUUCUCCAAAUUUCCGUCACCCCGCCCCAUUCUCCCUCUUUCCAUCACCCCGCCCCAUUCUUCCUCUUUCCAUCUCCCCGCCCUAUUCUCCCUCUUUCCAUCACCCCGCCCCAUUCUCCCUCUUUCCAUCACCCCGCCCCAUUCUCCCUCUUUCCAUCACCCCGCCCCGUUCUCCCGAUUUCCGUCACCUCGCCCCAUUCUCCCUCUUUCCAUCACCCCGCCCCAUUCUCCCGAUUUCCGUCAUCCAGCCCCAUUCUCCCUCUUUCCAUCACCCCGCCCCAUUCUCCCUCUUUCCAUCACCCCGACCCAUUCUCCCGCUUUCCAUCACCCCGCCCCAUUCUCCCUCUUUCCAUCACCCCGCCCCAUUCUCCCGCUUUCCAUCACCCCGCCCCAAUUCUCCCUCUUUCCAUCACCCCGCCCCAUUCUCCCGCUUUCCAUCAGCCCGCCCCAUUCUCCCUCUUUCCAUCACCCCGCCCCAUUCUCCCGCUUUCCAUCACCCCGCCCCAUUCUCCCGCUUUCCAUCACCCCGCCCAAUUCUCCCUCUUUCCAUCACCCCGCCCCAUUCUCCCGCUUUCCAUCUCCCCGCCCCAUUCUCCCGCUUUCCAUCACCCCGCCCCAUUCUCCCGCUUUCCACCACUCCACCCCAUUCUCCCACUUUCCAUCACCCCGCCUCAUUCUCGUGCUUUCAAUCACCCCGCCCCAUUCUCCCGCUUUCCAUCACCCCGCCCCAUUCUCCCGCCAUCCGGUGCCCCGCCCCAUUCUCCCUCCUUCUAUCACCCCGCCCCAUUUUUUUACUUUCCAUCACCCCGCCCAUUCGCAUGCUUUCCUUCACCCAGCCCCAUUCUCCCGCUUUCCAUCACCCCGCCCCAUUCUCCCACCUUCCAUCACCCCGCCCCAUUCUCCCGCUUUCCAUCACCCCGCCCCAUUUUCCCGCUUUCCAUCACCCCGCCCCAUUCUCCCGCUUUCCAUCACCCUGCCCCAUUCUCUCGCUUCCCAUCACCCCGCCCCAUUCUCCAGCUUUCCAUCACCCCGCCCCAUUCUCCUGUCAUCCAAUGCCCCGCCCCAUUCUCCCUUCUUCUAUCACCCCGCCCCAUUCUCCCGCUUUCUAUCACCCCGCCCCAUUCUCCCACUUUCCAUCACCCCGCCCAUUCUCCUGCUUUCCAUAACCCUGUCCCAUUCUCCCGCUUUCCAUCACCCCGCCCCAUUCUCCCGCUUUCCAUCACGCCGCCCCAUUCUCCUGCCUUCUAUCACCCCACCCCAUUCUCCCUUCUUCCAUCAUCCCACCCCAUUCUCCCGAUGUCCAUCACCCCGCCCCAUUCUCCCGCUUUCGAUCACCCCACAUCAUUCUCCCGUUUUCCUUCACCCCGCCCCAUUCUCCCGCUAUCCAUCAUCCCGCCCCAUUCUCCCGCUUUCCAUCACCCUGCCCCAUUCAUCAGCUUUCCAUCACCCCACCCCAUUCUCCCGCUUUCCAUCACCCCGCCCCAUUCUCCCGCUUUCCAUCACCCCGCCCCAUUCUCCCGCUUUCCAUCACCCCGCUCCAUUCUCCCGCUUUCCAUCACCCCGCCCCAUUCUCCCGCUUUCCAUCACCCCAUCCCAUUCUUCCGCUUUCCAUCACCCCGCCCCAUUCUCCCGCUUUCCAUCACCCCGCCCCAUUCUCCCGCUUUUCAUAACCCCGCCCCUUUCGACCGCUUUCAAUCACCCCACCCCAUUCUCCCGCUUUCCAUCACCCCGCCCCAUUCUGCCUCCUUCAAUCACCCUGCCCAAUUUUCCCUCCUUCCAUCACCCCGCCCCUUUCGACCGCUUUCAAUCACCCCGCCCCAUUCUCCCACUUUCCAUCACCCCGCCCCAUUCUGCCUCUUUCCAUCACCUCUCCCCAUUCUCCCGCUUUCCAUCACCCCGCCCCAUUCUCCCGCUUUCCAUCACCCCGCCCCAUUCUCCCACUUUUGAUCACCCCGCCCCAUUCUCCCGCUUUCCAUCACCUCUCCCCAUUCUCCCGCUUUCCAUCACCCCGCCCCAUUCUCCCGCUUUCCAUCACCCCGCCCCAUUCUCCCUCCUUCCAUCACCCCGCCCCAUUCACCCUCCUUCCAUCACCACGACCCAUUCUCCCGCCAUCCAGUGCCCCGCCCCAUUCUCCCGCUUUCCAUCACCAUACUUCAUUCUUCCAUUUUCCAUCACCGCGCUCCAUUCUCCUGCUAUCAAUAAUCCCACCCCAUUCUCUCGCUUUCCAUCAUCCUGCCCCAUUCAUCCGCUUUCCAUCACCCCACCCCAUUCUCCCGCUUUCCAUCACCCCGCCCCAUUCUCCCGCUUUCUAUCAACCGGCCCCAUUCUCCUGCUUUCCAUCACCCCGCCCCAUUCUCCCGCUUUCCAUCUCCCCGCCCCAUUCUCCCGCUUUCCAUCACCCCGCCCCAUUCUCCCGCUUUCCACCACUCCACCCCAUUCUCCCGCUUUCCAUUACCCCUCCCUAUUCUCCCACUUUCCAUCACCCCGCCUCAUUCUCGUGCUUUCAAUCACCCCGCCCCAUUCUCCCGCUUUCCAUCACCCCACCCCAUUCUCCCGCUUUCCAUCACCCCGCCCCAUUCUCCCUCCUUCCAUCACCCUGCCCCAUUCUCCCUCCUUCCAUCACCCCGCCCCAUUCUCCCGCUUUCCAUCACCCCGCCCCAUUCUCCCGCUUUCCAUCACCCCGCCCCAUUCUCCCGCUUUCGAUCACCCCGCCCCAUUUUCCCGCUUUCCAUCACUCCGCCCCAUUCUCCCGUUUUCCAUCACCCCGCCCCAUACUCCCGCUUUCCAUCACCCCACCCCAUUCUCCCGCCAUCCAGUGCCCCGCCCCAUUCUCCCUCCUAUCACCCGGCCACAUUCUCCCGCUUACCAUCACCUCGCCCAUUCUCCUGCUUUCCAUCACCCCGCCCCAUUCUCCCGCUUUCCAUCACCCCGCCCCAUUCUCCCGCUUUCCAUCACCCCCGCCCCAUUCUCCCGCUUUCCAUCACCCCGCCCCAUUCUCCUGCUUUCCAUCACCCCGCCCCAUUCUCCCGCUUUCAACCACCCCGCCCCAUUCUCCCGCUUUCCAUCACCCCGCCCCAUUCUCCCGCUUUCCAUCACCCCGCCCCAUUCUCCCGAUUUCCAUCACCCCGCCCCAUUCUCGCGCUAUCCAUCAUCCCGCCCUGUUAUAGUCACAGGUUCUUAG
Molecule: messenger RNA, 7764 nt
Organism: Closterium sp. NIES-65
Lineage: Eukaryota; Viridiplantae; Streptophyta; Zygnematophyceae; Desmidiales; Closteriaceae
Source: the annotation of a GenBank genome assembly